Messenger RNA from Spinacia oleracea (spinach), 1297 nucleotides. Its product is annotated as ATP-dependent Clp protease proteolytic subunit 5, chloroplastic. The record is from RefSeq and is a predicted model, not a curated record. The transcript is spliced from 9 exons. Gene Ontology annotation, biological process: protein quality control for misfolded or incompletely synthesized proteins. Lineage: Eukaryota; Viridiplantae; Streptophyta; Magnoliopsida; Caryophyllales; Amaranthaceae. Gene Ontology annotation, cellular component: endopeptidase Clp complex. Gene Ontology annotation, molecular function: ATP-dependent peptidase activity; ATPase binding; serine-type endopeptidase activity. The coding region runs from base 85 to 1002 and encodes 305 amino acids.
UCCCCUAAAAAAAACCUUAGCCAACUUCUCUUACUUUCACUCUGAGCUGAAGAUAUCUCCAACAAACAAAGCUCCACACCAACAAUGGCUCACUCAUAUGUGGCGUUACAGCCUUCGUCAACUACUCCACGACUCAACGCUUCCAUCUUCGACCACCACUCGUCUUCUCGCUCCUUCGACUCUCACUUUCUCUCUCUUCCGUUCAAGCCUCUCUCCACCAGGGUUUUGAAAUCGAGUAAUUCUUCCGAGAAAAUUCGUCGAAGUUCGACGGUUAAGGCUGUGUAUUCGGAUGGAUUUGGAACUCCGAGGCGAAAUGAACGCGGUGGAAUUUGGUCAAUUAGAGAUGAUCUGUUGGUUCCGUCUUCCCCGUUUGUUCCUGCUUAUGCGGGACAAGGACCGCCUCCUAUGGUACAAGAAAGGUUCCAAAGUGUGAUUACUCAGUUAUUUCAAUAUAGAAUAAUUCGAUGUGGUGGAGCCGUUGAUGAUGAUAUGGCUAAUGUAAUUGUUGCUCAGCUUCUAUACCUUGAUGCGGUUGACCCAAACAAGGAUAUUGUCAUGUAUGUGAAUUCCCCUGGAGGAUCAGUUACAGCUGGUAUGGCCAUAUUUGACACGAUGAGGCACAUCCGACCUGAUGUCUCCACUGUAUGUGUUGGACUAGCAGCAAGUAUGGGGGCUUUCCUUCUAAGUGCCGGGACCAAAGGGAAAAGAUACAGCUUGCCUAAUUCAAGGAUUAUGAUCCAUCAACCUCUUGGUGGUGCACAGGGUGGUCAAACUGACAUCGAUAUCCAGGCAAAUGAAAUGCUGCACCACAAGGCAAAUCUCAACGGGUAUCUGGCCUAUCACACUGGUCAAAGCUUGGCAAAGAUCAACCAGGACACCGACCGUGAUUUCUUUAUGAGUGCCAAGGAAGCCAAAGAAUACGGGCUCAUUGACGGUGUCAUUAUGAACCCUUUAAAAGCACUACAGCCGUUAGCUGCUGCAACUGCUGAUCUGGCAUCGUGAUAGCAGCAGAGAGUCAAUCGUGGUCGUGUUAGUCUUAGAAAAUACUGCACUGCACUGGGGCCCGUUGUUACUGGGAAGCGCACUCUCUGGAAUGAAUGAACUCGGAAAUGUGACAAGGAAUUUAGUGGCCAUAAGAUGAAAGAGAGUUAUAGUCUUGAGACUAGAAAGAUUUGUCAAUUGUGCACCUCUAUUAAUUGAAUUAUAGAUUAUUCUUGUAAUUUGGUCAAACUCAAUACUUCGUAUGUAACUGUAAAACGGGUUUUCCUGUUGCAAUCAGAAAGUGGAAGUUUAUUAA